UCGCGAUAAACUCAUUCCGUCAAGUUUGUCGCUACAGCUUAGUCGACUUUUCGAUCGCGUUCUGCUGAUACCAUCAGAAAAUAUUCUUGCCUCUUUUCAACGCCUUUUCACGCGGAGGCAAUUUUUAUUUGUCGCCAAAAAAAAGUAGAAAAAAAAGAAGAGGAAUUGACUUUCCUUUGUGAUUUACGCACAACUAGACAAUUCGGUGAGAAAAUAGGUGUUUUGUGUGAAUCUUAUUUUAUAAAAUACAUACACUAGUUGUGCGACACCAGCAUGAGAGAUCAGUGGUGGAGGCAGUGUGUGCGCGAAUCUCUGUACCGUGCGUGGUGACUUGCUGUAUCAGCUCUUUUAACGAGGGGACCUUUUUGUUGGGUGAACGCGGUAGUGGCGAUCGUGUGCACACGAGGGCCACCGCAGGCGGUGCGUGAUCAUGGCUGUGCUACUGCGAAAUGUUACCAAUAGCAUCUGGCAUGCAUUUAGUGCCCUGCACCAGGAGCAGGAUGGCAUGGUGAAUAAGACAAAGCUAAAGGUGCUGACGGCAAAUCUCGCAACUCUACUCGACUUAUAUGGGGUGGAAAGGGGCCUGGAUCACUUUCGGUCGACGGCCACACUCAAUUUUGAGCAUUUCAAGUUCUACCUGGCCCAGGAGGUGUUCUCGUGCCUUCCCAACACACUCACUCUCUCCCAAUUGAGAAAUCACGAGGCCAAAAUUGAUGAGAUUUGCUGGCUGGUGUGUCGACAGAAGUACACAAGUCAGCGCGAGAGUAGCAUUUAUCCCGAAGAGGCAAUCUACAAACUCUUCCGAAUCUUUUGUAUGUUUAGCGAUCUUGUCGUUCGGAGUGAUGGAAACUGCCAGGUUCUCAUGCACUCCUCAGAAGCCAUCCAGAUUGUACAUCAACUACUCAAUUUACUGGGUUUAGACUACGAAGCGGAGAAGAAGUAUGAAUAUCUCGUGAAUUCCGAUCUUACGUAUCGCUUUGAGCAAUUCCUAUCACUUGUGGAGUUCAGGGAGGUUCGUGAGGGAACUUUUGAGUGCAUUGAAUCCCUUUACGAGGCCGUUGAUGAAAUCUACCAAAUCUACAUCAAAGACAUCAUCAAGAAAGGCUAUCUCCUACGACGAGGAUACCUCCUGCCAACCCUAAGAGAAUAUUGGUUUGUUCUACAACCAUGUGAGCUGUCCUACUACAAGACACCACAUCUCAAGGAACUUUGUGGGAGCAUCUGUUUGGAUUCCAAUUGCAUGGUAAAGCCCUUCAUGUCUCCAUCUGGAAAGCACGACAAAGUCCAGCGAUUUAUCAUAACGUCUGGAGAGCGAAACUUCGAAUUAGCCGCUCAUGAUCAUCGAUCCCGUAUGCAGUGGAUUGCAGCACUGCAGUUAGCCAUUACCUACUCGGCAGGCAAAGAGGGCUUCCAGAGAGAUCUCACAACAAGACGACGACAGCAGCGUGAAGCCACCAAGCAAAAACGACGCGAGGAGGAAUUGGAACGUAGUACGCACAUUCAGGAAGUUGAGGAGGCAAAGGUGCAAUUGGCACGUGAAAAAAUGGCACGUGUGGCAGCGGAAACCCAAGCCAAAGAGUUGGAAGCAAUCGCAAGGGAGGACUCUCGACGUGUAGCCGAACUAGAAGACAUGAAGCUCACACUCGAGAAGCUCCUCAUGGAGGAGACUCAAGCAAAGCGAGAUGAAGAAAUCGUCCGUGCCCUCCAGGCUCGUGUCCUCUCCGACGAAUGGGAGAAACGUUCUGAGCUGGAGCAACUGCAGGAAGAGCAGCAACUCCUCUUGGAGCAGGAACGACAGAAGAGGAUGGAAUUUGAGAUAAAGCAAAAAGAGAAAGAACAGCAACUCAAGGAAGCUGAAAAGCGUCUCAAGGAACUCGAGGAGGAACGCCAGAGAUUAGAUAUUGAGCUGAAUCUCUCGCGUUGCAAAAUAAAGCAAUCAGAGGAGACAAAGGAGAUGCUCGAGGCGAGACUCCAGAACAUGCAGCCACCUACAACGAGGGAGGGCAGUCGCGUACGACGAGCUCUCUCCUUUAUGCCAUCCACGAGAGAGAGACCAACAACAGGAGCUGAUAUGGCGGAGAAGAAAGCAUCAGCAAUGAGGAGAUCGGAUAAAAUAAUUUCAACCAAAUUAAAUCGCUAGACUCUUUUGUAAUAUAAAAGUUAACAAAAUAAAACUAACUCGAUACUGCCAA
Molecule: messenger RNA, 2192 nt
Organism: Lutzomyia longipalpis
Lineage: Eukaryota; Metazoa; Arthropoda; Insecta; Diptera; Psychodidae
Product: differentially expressed in FDCP 6-like
Exons: 4
Coding region: 431-2140 (569 amino acids)
Cellular component (GO): nucleus; cytoplasm
Source: RefSeq, a predicted model, not a curated record